This is a messenger RNA of Acanthamoeba castellanii str. Neff, 1632 nucleotides long. Its product is annotated as domain found in dishevelled, egl-10, and pleckstrin domain containing protein. Gene Ontology annotation, biological process: intracellular signal transduction. Lineage: Eukaryota; Discosea; Longamoebia; Acanthamoebidae. The transcript is spliced from 8 exons. The coding region runs from base 1 to 1632 and encodes 543 amino acids. The record is from RefSeq and is a predicted model, not a curated record.
AUGUUGGCACGGUCGGACGGAAAGGAGGCGCCUGCGGUGGACGUCGACCCAGCCGUGCUGGUGCACCAGCUGCGUUCGCCCAGCUCUGGGGUGGCCAUCAAAGACCGCAAGCUCCCCAACCGCUCCCGUCUCCUCCGUGAGUGCUUCGUCGGUAAGGAGGCGGUGGACUGGCUGCUGUCGCACGACCUGGCGCCAUCGCGUGCGGCCGGGGUCGCGCUGUUGGCGCAGCUGCAGCGCGAGUGCUACAUCAAACCUGUGGGUCCGUGCAAGCGCCUGCCGCGGCCCAUCGACUGCGACCUGGCCUUCUUCCGCUUCGGCGCCUCAUCGGCCUCGCGCAUCGCCGCUGCGCAGCUGCUGCACGACCACGCCAUGCUCAAGAAUUCGGGCGGCGCCAGCGGCAGCCCGCAGCAGCAGAAGAAGGACCAGCAGCCCGCAGUCCCCCGACAGUCCGCCUUCUUUGAAAAAGAGCAGGUGAGCCACGAAUUCGAGACGUGGCUGCAGGAUGGUGGGCCAGAUCAUGAGCAGACGCAGGAGAAGAGCCAGCAAGACCUGCGCAGCCUGUUCAAGCAGAUCUACGACAUCGUACUCAAACAGGCUUCGAUCGAAGACGACGAGGUCCAGCAGGCGAUGCGGUGCAUGGACGACCUGUGCUGCACCAUCAGCCUGACCCAUGCGGGCAUGACCAAGGAGCGAAUACGAGCGAUCGUGUUCGAGUUGGGCGGGAUGUACAUACUCACGGGCCUGCUGCGCCGGCUGCGCCGGGUGGCCCUGCUGCAGCGGAAGGGGAGCGAGCUGGUGAGCCUGCUCCUGGGCGACAUCUCAUCCAAGGGCGCCCUCGCCGACGUCGAGGCCCGCUCCAUCCUGCCCCUCAUCCGCACCCUUGGCAAGACCUACCACCACUACGCCCCCUGGGGACCCAACGAGCCGUUCGAUGGGCAGACGUGGAACGAGGUGAACGGGGCGUUGGACAUUCUGUACAACAAGGGCUGGCGGCAGGAGGUGGCGCAGAUGCGGAACAAGCGGCUGAUCAAGACCCAGGGCCGCUUCCACACGUUCGGGUCGCACCUCAACAAGGAGCGCCUGUGGGAGCGGCCCCUCGCCGCCUGGGAGGACACCCGGCGCUCGCUCCUCGCCGCGAGCGAGGCCCGAUGCACCGUGCGCCUGUGGUCUCUCAAGGUGGAGGAUGUGGUGGCGAAGGAGGUGGCGAUCAAGGUCCAACAGUGGGCGUGGAACGGGCAGCCGACCAGGAACCAGGCCGUGCUGUGGUCGUCCGCCGCCAAGAACGGGCGGUGGGACCUCAGUGCUGCCGCCGACGGCGACCAACGCAAGCCGUACGCGACCUUCGAGGCCCAGCUCUACCAGGAGCUGCGUGUCUUUGUUCUCAACCGACGGCGAGAGGAGAGUGUGUUUCGCAAGGCCAAGGAGGACUUUGUGGGCGCGGUGCGGAUCGAGCCGGCCACGGUGCACGCGCUCCAGAAGGCCUACGCGCAGGACUCGCUCGAGGUGAGCCUGGUGCUGUCGCGCGAGGAGGAGACCCCCUCCGGCCCUCGAUACCACUCGGGCAGCCAACUCAAGCGCGGGCGGGUGAGCCUGCGCUUCAGCAUCCACCCCUCGCUUGAGUUGUCGUCAUGA